AUGGAGUUCAGCACGAAGCGACGCACCUCCUUUUCUUUUCUGUUCGGGUCACAGAAACCAACUUUGAUAACCCAGCAAAACCAGCUUGCCCAUAACCAACCCACCCGUGACUUGGAAUUUGUUGAUAGCCCUGGCACCUAUCAGCCAUCAUCGCCGUUAAUCGACCGACCGAAAAUCCCUACCGACCUAGAAGCACAGCUUAGAAAUGCCUGUUCAUUACUCGUAUCCAGGAACCCGAAAGGCCAGCCGUCGGGGCCUAGCAAGCGCUCUCGCGCGGUCACAACCAAUACGACGAUGCACGAACCGUCCACGGCGCCUCAGAUUGACUCCAUGUAUGUGUUUCCAAAAGUGGGAGCCGAUGUGGCAGCCCUGAAGGACAAAUACGAUUCCGGGGUCGCCUUGACCCAGCAGUCCAGUAUGCAGGCUAUGAGGGUUCUCCGUUCCCAGACCAGCCAACACCUCAAGUGCGAUAGUCUCGAAUCGGGACGAGCGACAUCCUCCCACUCAGCCCUCGCUAGCGAUGGAACGCAGUCCUCGAGUGCCCCGCCUAGCCGAGCAGGCUAUGGUAGCCAAGCAAUGGGCUCGGGAAAGGAGGGUAGGGAUAGGAGUCAGAGUGUCAAGGCCUUCCUCGACGGCUCUGAGUCCGGACCUCAUCCGAAUGAGGAUGGUAAUCAUGUGGACGCUGUUAGCGAAGAUGACGUUGAAGUCUUUCUGGACCCCGAGACUACACUCAUGUCCACCGGGGUUCCUAGCUUCCAUUCACCCCACUCAGUCCCCAGCAAUAUUACACCAGGUCUCGGAAAGCCUGUGGAACCAUCAUCGAACAGCCACGGUGGAGUCGCUGAUUCGGAAGCCCCAACCGUCCAUCCUCCAGAGUACACCGAUCCGCUGGACCUGGGCUCUUCCACCGUUGAAGCAAGCGAGCAACACCCCGGGAUCAUCAUCGACAGCAGCGGCCUAGCGCACGUCCUCAGCGCUGCAGAAGAAACCGAACGCGACAUGAACAUCCAGCAGGCGGUGAUGGCCAAGAUGAGAACGGGCACCAUUGCUAAUGCCAGCACGCCACACCUCCCAGUCUACACUGAGUCAACGGACAACGUUUCCAAUCUUCGCCCCGGGUCUAAUACCUCAAGACUGAAAACCUCCUGGUCAACAAUGAGCAAGGCAACAAGCCGGAAGCUCAGAUCUCGAGGAACCGAGGACGUGCCCACCAAUGAGAAAACAGUCUUCCGCAGACUGAAGAACCUCUUCUCGAAGCGCAAACCCGUGAACGUUGUCCCGCCGGUAGGAACCUAUUGA
Molecule: messenger RNA, 1299 nt
Organism: Aspergillus tubingensis
Lineage: Eukaryota; Fungi; Ascomycota; Eurotiomycetes; Eurotiales; Aspergillaceae
Exons: 2
Coding region: 1-1299 (432 amino acids)
Source: RefSeq, a predicted model, not a curated record